AUGGCCAUCAAGGCCAACCAUUCCCCCCACGGCCGUCACGCUCACCAGUCCUCCUCCGCCUCAACCUCCUCAACCACCACCCUCGAGGCCGAGCGAGCAGACCGCAUUUCCCGCCUCGCCGGUCUAGAACGAGUCGCAACAGCCCGCCAAGGUCCCACCACUGCCCCGUCCAUCCCCCAUGGCCCGGGCUACUUCGACAGCCACGGGCUAAAAGAGCGCAGUACAGUCGGCAGCGCCAGCGCCACAGGUAGUUUCGGCGGACACACGACCUGGACAUCCAGCGAUACAUUCGAAGCGGACAAGAUGAGUGAAGACCCUGAUGCAGACGACGGACAGUCCAGCGUCGGCACCAUGAGUGAUGAAGGGAACGCUAGUCUCGUGGGCUUUGGUGAGGGAGCGAACAGUACCAUUAGCGGUCCGGUGUCGCGACCGCCGGGUUUGAAUCGCAUUCCUUCUGGUGGGCUUGCGAGACCUACUUCUAUGAGCUCAAAUGUUGGGAGACCGAAUCCGCUUGCUUCGUACCUUCAGCAGCAGAGUCAACAAGGGGAUGCGAUGAUGUCUGCUUCACCAACGGGCUCGACUACACCCGAACCUGUUACUGAGGACGCGCGCAUGGUUGAUGGGAUGACUUUUGAUUCAGAUGUCGUUGAUACUACGGCGAGGACCCCGCGGCUGGCUACUCCUAAUCAGAGUAGUGGUGGCUUCGAUAUCCCAAGUCGGGAAUAG
Messenger RNA from Penicillium maclennaniae, 726 nucleotides. RefSeq lists its product as uncharacterized. The coding region runs from base 1 to 726 and encodes 241 amino acids. The transcript has a single exon. NCBI's taxonomy places the organism in Eukaryota, Fungi, Ascomycota, Eurotiomycetes, Eurotiales, Aspergillaceae. The record is from RefSeq and is a predicted model, not a curated record.